AUGGCUUCAUCUCCUGAUAUUACUCUGUAUAGCACAGCAACUCCCCACGGUGUUAAAGUCUCGAUUGCCCUCGAGGAACUCGGCAUUAUAAAACGAAACCGAUUGAUAUUUCCACAAAUGAGCAGAAGCAGGAGUAGGUCUUGCCUUUUCCAUUCUUUGUCUCCGUCUUCCCAACCGUUCCGUGCUACUGCGUCUGCACUGUAUAUGGUUUUUGAAAAUCAAUCCGAAUGGACGCAUUUCCGCCAUCACAGACGGUCAACAUCGCAUCUUCGAGACGGUGCAAUCCUGCCAUACCUGGCAGACAAGUAUGAUACCGACCGGAAAAUCAGCGACGCCCCUGGGACCCCGGAAAGUAUCGAGCAAUUGAGCUGGUUAUUCUGGCAGAUGGCUGGUCUCAGUCCGAUUCGGGGACAAGCACACGACUUCCUAGAUUCCAUCCCCGUCCGCUCCAACUGGGGGAUCCAACGAUUCACAGAUGAGAUAAGGCGCCUGUAUUCCGUUCUGAAAGCCCGGUUACAGGAAUCGCCCUGUCUGGCCGGCGAGAAAUAUACCAUUGCUGACAUAGUCAGCUUCACCUGGCUGCGGGUUGCGCCCAGAAUCCUUGGCUUUAAUCUGGCAGAGUGGCCAACUGUGAAGAAAUGGCAUGAUGCUAUCCUCUAG
Molecule: messenger RNA, 660 nt
Organism: Monascus purpureus
Lineage: Eukaryota; Fungi; Ascomycota; Eurotiomycetes; Eurotiales; Aspergillaceae
Source: the annotation of a GenBank genome assembly